Molecule: messenger RNA, 1029 nt
Organism: Lolium rigidum
Lineage: Eukaryota; Viridiplantae; Streptophyta; Magnoliopsida; Poales; Poaceae
Product: calcium uniporter protein 2, mitochondrial-like
Exons: 1
Coding region: 1-1029 (342 amino acids)
Biological process (GO): mitochondrial calcium ion homeostasis; calcium import into the mitochondrion
Cellular component (GO): uniplex complex; mitochondrial inner membrane
Molecular function (GO): calcium channel activity; uniporter activity
Source: RefSeq, a predicted model, not a curated record
AUGGCGUUCCGCAGAACUAUAGCACGGAGCCUAUGGGCAGGCAAGACCGCGGCCACCGCGGCCGUGCCGAAGACUCCGCCUCCCAUCAUACCGGCGCGACGGGCGCUGCCGGCGGUGGAAGAUUGCCCGACGCUCGCAUUUCUGCGGCCCCGCCCGACCACCGCCCGCUACUCCACCGUGUCCGUCCCGCUGCCGCACCACUGCUUCCCGGCCUUCCCCGUCGGCGACCAGCUGUUCAACCGCCUCGUCGACGGACUCACGCCGCCCACCGCAGUAACGCGGGCGCCUGCGGAGGUGGGCGUGACGCUGCAGGAGGCGAAGAAGGUGGCGAGGGCGGCGGAGAUGGAGGUGGCGCGCGCCACGCUGAGGGGCAACGCCCAGAGCGUCGUGUCCGUCUCAGACUACGCCGCGCUCUGCGUCGACAUUGCCGGCGGCGUGGAGGGCGGGCGCAGGCUGGCCAGGACGCUCGACGAGUCCGGCGUCGUCAUCGUCCUCGCCGACGCGGUCUUCCUCCGCCCCGACAUGGUGGCCAGGGCGAUCGGGAGCAUACUGCCGGCGCCGGCGCGCACGGUAGCCGCCCUGGCGAACGACGAGGCGCGCAUGCGGGAGCUGCGGGCGAUGGAGGAGCAGAAGGCGGCCAUCGACGCGACGGCGGCGGCGCAGGUGCGGCGGGAGCUGUGGUGCGGGCUGGGCCUGCUGGCGGCGCAGACGCUGGGCUUCAUGCGGCUCACCUUCUGGGAGCUGUCGUGGGACGUCAUGGAGCCCAUCUGCUUCUACGUCACCUCCAUCUACUUCAUGUCCGGCUACACCUUCUUCAUGCGCACGGCUACGGAGCCGUCCUUCGAGGGCUUCUACCGGAGCCGCUUCGCGUCCAGGCAGCGCCGCCUCAUGCGGGACCGCCGGUUCGACGUCGCCCGCUACAACGCGCUCAAGCAAGGUGAACGGUCCGUUCCUGGGCAGAGCGAGUGUGAAUGUGUGAUGCCGAGUUGUGUACUGUUUAGGCACGUGACGCACGUACAUCACUGGUAG